This is a messenger RNA of Strongylus vulgaris, 639 nucleotides long. The record is from the annotation of a GenBank genome assembly. Lineage: Eukaryota; Metazoa; Nematoda; Chromadorea; Rhabditida; Strongylidae.
AUGGUAGUAAAUGGCCAAAUCCUUCGCGAUGGUCAACCGCCUCUUCGUGGCGCGGGGGUGACUCUGGAUGUUGAACUGCAAAGUAAAGCGGAGCUAAGAGUAGGCUGUACCAGAAGCCCUACCGCUUGGCUGAUUAACUCGCCAAGUGGUUCGCUGAUCCAUAUAGGUCAGCGAUUGCCUCUGCAUGUAAUAGGAAAAGAUGCCCUGCACACUGGAUCACAUCUCCGUUGGAUGUCAUCAGAGCAGUGUCAGGUUGCACAGGACGCCAUGGUUUCGGACCAAAAGGACACGUCAACAGUCUCCACCAACACCGAACUCCACGUCCUUCUCGAAGCUGCAAGGCUCAUCAACUAUCACGUAAUCGCCUUGCAGGAAAUAAAAUCAAGGAGGACGGACGUGAAGCAGCUGAGUGAUGACACACUCAGCUGCUUCACGUCCGUCCUCCUUGGAUCACAUCAUUCGUGGCGAAAAAUAUUCAUCACGGAACGUCGGAGUUGUGGAUUUUUCGUACAACCAUCUGUUGUCCAUCUUGUCGAUUCGCAAGGAUCCUAUAACCUCGCCUGGCUAUCCUUCGACUCCGUCCACUGCAUCAGAAGAAAAUUAGUAUCAUCAGCUGCUAUUUUUCAACAUCAGAGCUAA